CUCGGGAUUUGGCGGCGGCGGCUCGGCCCGGCCGGCCGGACGCUGAUGGAACGGCCGCGAUGUUCGCUCCCCGGCUGCUGGAUUUCCAGAAGACCAAGUACGCGAGGUUCAUGAACCACCGAGUCCCCGCCCACAAGAGGUACCAGCCCACGGAGUACGAACAUGCCGCCAACUGUGCCACCCACGCUCUCUGGAUCAUUCCCAGCAUCCUCGGCAGCUCCAACCUCUACUUCCUGUCGGACGAUGACUGGGAGACCAUUUCUGCCUGGAUCUACGGCCUCGGGCUCUGCGGGCUCUUUGUGGUGUCCACCGUGUUCCACACGAUCUCCUGGAAGAAGAGCCACCUCAGGAUGGUGGAACACUGCCUGCACAUGGUCGACCGCAUGGUCAUCUAUUUCUUCAUCGCCGCCUCCUACGCGCCCUGGCUGAACCUUCGGGAGCUGGGCCCCUGGGCCUCCCACAUGCGCUGGCUGGUGUGGAUCAUGGCCUCUGUCGGCACUGUCUACGUCUUCUUCUUCCACGAGCGGUACAAGCUGGUGGAGCUGCUCUGCUAUAUCGUUAUGGGCUUUUUCCCCGCCCUUGUCAUCCUUUCCAUGCCCAACACCGAGGGCCUCUGGGAGCUGGUGACCGGAGGGGCUUUCUACUGCUUGGGCAUGGUGUUCUUCAAGAGUGACGGGAGGAUCCCCUUUGCCCACGCCAUCUGGCAUCUCUUUGUGGCAUUUGGUGCUGGUACCCACUACUAUGCCAUUUGGAGGUAUCUCUACCUGCCCAGCACCCUGCAGGCCAAGGUGUCCAAAUGAGGUGGCCCAGACUACACGGGACAUUUGGCCUUUUGGAGCAGAGCAUCACGGGAAGUGUUUCUGCGAACUUUAGCCCAGAGCACAGCGCCCAGCCCGUCUGCCUGCCCAGGGGUAGAGCUUUUGAUGGGUCCGAGGUUAUUUCUGGCGACAGCCAAACCCUCCCUCGGGUCCCAGGUGAGAAAGAAAGCAUUUAGUCAUUUUUACAGAGGAGGAAUUAACCCCGUAAUGUGUUUCUAUUCUAGACGAGUGUUUCCUAAUACAACCGACAUUAACGUCUUCAGAAAAGGGAGCAGACGCUGUUCUGGCAAAUUGGGGAAAGAGGGGGCAAUAUGUGUUUCUUAAGGUCCUGCGAGAUCUAUCAGGGAGGCUGGCGGGUUGUUUAUACCCAACUGGGCAGGGCCUCCUUCUCUGCUACCAAAGUCCUGGCUGGGGAAUUGUCCCCCGCUCAGGGAAGGUCCCCAGCUUGCAGAUCAGGGAGGGUGAAUACCCGCGACCAUGGCAGACAUCACCAAUCAACUGCAGCACUGUGUGGUCUCAGAAUUCUUCUCAAGACGUGCUCUGGGCAGACAUGACCAAUCGCUCGGCACUCAUGAUGGAACUUCUUAGCCUUUGCUGCCUGGUGUGCUCUGCAGGGAUCCCAGCCAGACCAGCUAAAUGUCUCCACGUGGGGGAGCAUGCUUAUCUCCCGACACGACGCCUCCACCCCCUCUCCCUUGUCCCUUUGGCAGAAGCUCCUGGAGUGGGCGGUUUGGGGGCAGCAGAGGAGGACCGAGGCACACACCCCGAGCAACCCCUGACCUUCUGCUCCACCAUAGCUGGUCCUCAGGGCAGAGGUGGAGCGAGUGACGGAGAUGGCAAUGGGGACGCUGUUACUUGGCCCUUUCUUCUCAUGCCGAAAAAUCCAGAGAAAUUAUGAGAGCUGUAUGUUAGAGGGGCAGGCAGAUCCCGGGAGGGUGCUUGCCUGCCCCAGAUUUAGGGUUGUGAUGGCAACAUUCAGAUUCUCAUUGGUGCCAAUCAGUGGCCCUUCCGGCCUCUUCAGCUGAACCCCAGAGGGAAGAUCUUGGCUGAUUCGAUACUGGGCACAGCGUUGGGGUACGCCAGCCUCUGAAGCCCCCAGUAGCCCAACGACAAGGCUUCCAGGGGCUUGUCCUCACAGCCCCCUCCCAGGGCCGGGCCAGCUGCUCUGUCCCCGGCACGUGGACAUUCACUGGGGAGGGGACCAGGCCCGGCUCCGGGAUCUGAACUGGAAUCUCAGAGUGUCCGGAUCAAGGAUCUAUCUCAAGUUAGAUGGGCGUCAUUCUGCAACUCCCAACCGGAGUCGAAUGGGCAGAGACAAGGUGCCUUAUGCUUAGUUCUAGUACAUUCCAGGCUAUUUCAGGGCUCCAGAACCUGGAAUCCCACGUGUGCAAGCUGGUGUGAAAGCAUCUGACACGUUCCUCAGAGAGGCGGGUUCUGAGUUGGCAGAUGCCUCGGGGAGGUUUAGUCCUCUUGCCCGUGUGUGUGCACGUGUCUCUCUGUCUGUCUACACUGGCACUCCCAGCCGCUGGAAGCUGCCUCUGGUCUGCCCGCCCUGCGGAGAUCACCAAGUAUUUCCCAUCAGUUGGGGUCAGGGUUGGAGGUCAGGGGUCUGUCGGUGGGAGGCUGGGGAAGGGCUUGCCCCUGGUUGGGGGCAGGGACACUGCAAGUUGACCUCUGCCAGGGCCUGAGGCAGAGGGAGGGGGCCAUGUGGGUUCUGGGAUGCUGUUUAGGAGGCCCCCCAAAGCAUGGCACCAUGCCAGGGUUGGGAUGCUAGGUUGUCCCCUGGACAGCCUGCCUUUUUGUGCCCCUGCACCUUUUGAAGUGCCGGUUCACUCCCUCAUCCACCCAGCUCACUCCUAUACAUCCUUCAAAGCCCCAAUCAGGCAUCAGCACUGAGGAACUUCCGGCCUUCCUCUGACUUAGGGGCCCCCCACUGCUUCCCAGCAGCCCCUGUGCUCACUGGCACCUCAGCUUGGAGCCCUGUCUUUCGUCACCUCGGUGCUUGUGCCCGUCCCCCAAGCCAGGAACUCCUGGAGGGAGGAGCUGUGUCUUGCUCGACCUGGGAUCAAAUCUGCAUCCUCCGUUUGUGAGGGCUUGGGCUGAUUCCUUACCCUCUCUGUGCCUCAGUGUCCCAAGCUGUAAGAUGGGUACAGUGAGGCAACGCUACACAAGGGAUGCUCGAAGAUGCAGCACGACAGUGAGUGGGGGACACCCAGCCGGCUCCUGAUUCACUCCCUUAGUUGUCCACUUGGAAAGCAACCCUUGAUAAUGAGGACGACACUCUUCCAGGGGUGUCAGAAAGCCUGCUCCGCACAAAGGAAUGAAUCACUAAUGGUGGAAUUUCCGACUGUGGACAGGCUGGUGAGGAUACUGGAGGGUGUUCUGUAGGGCCUUGAUCACAUUCCUUCCCCUCAUUCCAACUCAGGACAGGUCUCCCAGAAUCCUCUCUCCUCCCCAGCGUCCUUCUGAAAGCCAGUUGGCUAGGGUUCCAUUUCACCCAGGCCCAGACCCUGGACCUCCUCCACAUACAUCACAAACAGUGCAGGAAAGGAAAAUGUGUUCCUUGACCCGGUCCCUUCCGAGGCCAGGCCCUGCCCCAGGGACGUUCUAGGCUGUGUGCUGGGCGUGUGGGGUGGAGAGGGCACGACCCUGGAAAUUUGGACGCCAGCUCCCUCUUCCUGUCCAUCCUUGAGGCCAUCACAUGCCAGGAUGACCCAGCAAAGUGGCCGUCAUGCCCCAAGGAGCCGGGGGCGGUCGGCAGCAGCCUGGCCUGUUUGACAUUCCAGACACUUCGGUGGCUGCUCCCGAGUUGGGGUCGCUGCCAGGGUGGGGUGAGGGAUGGGAGCUGGUGAGAGAGGAAGGUGGGAGCAGGUCGGGGCAGGGGUCCGUCAGCGGGCUCACACGCCGGUGACAGUGAUGCGUCCCCGAUGCACGGCCGCGCUGGCGGGCAGGCCUGGAGUGGACGGCCUCAUCCUUAGUCCAUCAGCCUUGGCGGGGCAAGCCGGAGCUUGCUGGCUGAGGCCUGUGUGUCGCCCGGUGGGAUUUCCCUGAAAGGGUCCAAGCAGAAGGCCUGGGCCGUCCCAGGGUCCAGGAGCCCCCAGCCCUGGGAGGGAUUUAGAUCAGUAUUACAGACCAGAGCUAGCUUUCUCUCUUGAUCGGAAAUCGCACUUAGGGUGGGGGCAGGGCGAGCAUCCUUCUCUCCAGCAGCGUCCGUCGGGCUCAGGCUGGGGAGCAUCCUAGGAAAGCCCUGGGAGUGGGGCGGGGGAUGCAGAGAUGGGAAGAACCAGUGGGCCUGGCCCUGCUGGUCGAAAGCUCCCUUGGUCGUAGGUGGGGGUCACUGCAGGGCACUGGUUUGGGGGGGGGGGACUGAAGGCAGGAUAAUAGCCACAGGCCUGGGUUUUCUGGGGUUUGGACUCCAAACUCUCUUUUCAUGUCCGUCUGCAAAACCAACGUGCUCCGCGUGUUUCCCCACAGCUCUGCACGAGCCCCGGCAUCUGGGCUCGGUCCUCCACUGGGUGGUGGGGGGGGAUGGGGGACGGCUCGGGCCGACUUCCUGCACUGCAGCUGCUCAGAGGGGCAGGCAGAGCUCAGGGGGCUGGGAGAGGGGUCCGAGAGCUGGUCCAAAAGGCAGUUGUCGAAUUUGCCGCCACAUCCUGUGCAACCAGAUGUUGGGGACAGCAUCAUGGGGUCCCAAAAGAGCUGUAGGAAAUUCAAGCAGCCACUUCCCUAGGAGCACACCUUCGCAGGUGUCCUCCCAGGUGUGGUGCACGGCAGGUGCGAGGGGCAGGAGCAGGAAGCCAGGGAGGUAGAAGCUCGCCUGUGUGGCGCUCCUCCUGGGGGCCCUCUCUGUGCGAGACUGGCUUUAUAAAAGCUCCAGCCAUUGACUGACACAGCCCCCCGUGGGGUGAGGAUUACCAGCUGAUCUUGCAAAGCAGGAAGCCACAGCACAGAGAGGUUUGGCCACUCUCCCAAGGGCACCCAGCUUCUAACCGGCAGAGCAAAACUUUGAAGCCAGGACUAUCUAGCGCCCAAGUGUCGUGUCCCUUGGCCACAUCUGUGGCUUCCAAGGAAACUCACUGCCCCCAGGGUCUUUCCUCCAGGGAGGAAAGCCAGCUCAAAAAUUUUAGUGGUAAAAAAAACCCAAAGCCUGGUGUGCAGCAUUUGCCAGGUCCCGUGUCGUCAAUACCCCCACAGUGGCCACCGGAGUGACAUCACUGAAGAUGGCUUGGGAAGAGACGCACACCGUUGGCCUCCGCAAGCCGUGCCAGCCAGGCCGAGGACAUUGCUGCCCCACCGCCCUCCCGACUGUGCCCCACGCGGAGCCUGGCUGGUACUAUCAGGCAUGUAACCGCAGUGAGAACAAACCGUCGCCGAAGGGUCCUCAUUCGGGGUCAGGCCUGUCACCGAGAGGCGUGGAAACUUCAUCUGGGAGUCUGGAAUCUGGAGCCAGUCGGACCUGAUCCAAGUCCAGCCCUGUGCUGGCCAGCCCGCGAGAUGCCCAGACAAGUCCUUCAGCCACUCCGUGCCUCAGUUUCCCCACCUGUGACAUGGAGACUGUGAUCAGUGCGUGGAACCCCUGUCUCUUGCUAACUGCAGGGCGGAGGCCCCGUCUCCACUGGAGGAGGUGGGAGUGGGGUUCCUGACCCUGGGGUUUGGCCAGAGAACCCCAAAGGGGUUUGUUGAACGAGUUCCUGCCCCCCUUGGGAGUGCUGAGCCAGCAGGCCAAGGGGCACUUGGGGUCUGGACUUUAGCAAGCUCCCGGGCACGUCAGAUGCUGGUUCUGGAAGCCCCAGCCCGGAGCUUGUCUACUUUAAGGGCGUGCCCUGCACGUGAGUGGCGGGUUCCUGAGUCAGUCUCCAGAGGACAGAGUGCGUGUCCAGGGCCGGGACCUAACGCUUCUCUUGGUUGGCACUUCCUCUUUUCCACUCAGUGUCCUAGACCCACACAACAUGCCCCCCCCCCACCCCACCCGGAGCAGCCUGUGUUUAUACACAAGGCCAUUCCUUAAUCUUUCCAAUCACUCUGUGAGGUAGGGAGGAUCCCAUUUGACUGCUUUGGAGAUUAAAGCUCAGAGAGGUUAAGUAACUUGUCCAAGGGCACACAGCGGGUAAGGGGCAGGCGUGUGCUCUCCCCCACUCUACUGUCUGUUUCCUAAAGCAAUGCAUUUGAGGGUUCCCAGCCCACAGCUGUGAGCAGCUGAGAUGAAGGGGGGUGCUCCACAUUUCUGCUUUGGCGGUUCCUGUGCUCUGAGGGUUUUAGCAAAGCUGUGAGGCCUGUUUCAAGAGCCCCGUGUUCAGGCCAGUGUUGGGCAGGGCCACGCCCAUCUGGCAGGGGCUCCCAUCCCCGCUUUCACAGGAGAACCAUUUGGGAGAUGGUGUAGCCGGGGGGGCUCCCAGUGGCGGGGUGGCUGGGAGGAGUCAGGUGCAGGCGGCUCUUUAGAUCAAAGUCAAUUAAAAUUAAAUAAAAAUAAAAAUUCAGUGCCGCAGUCACGCCAGCCACAUUGUAAAUGCUCACUGGCCACGUGGGGCCGGCAGCCGCCUCUUUGAACAGCACAGAUAAGGACCGUUGCCGUCAUCACUGAAGUUCCAUUGGACGACGCUGGCGGGUUGGUGCUUCUCAAACUUUGUGGUCCUGGAACCCCUUUGGACUCUUAAAAAUUGUUGAGGAACCAAAGAACUUUUGUUUGUGGACUGUGUCUGUGAACGCUGAUCACGCACGAAACGAAAACUGGCAGCAUUCUAAAAUACCUUUUAAUUCAUCUCAAGAUAAACCCACACGUAUUUUUCUAUUAAAAAUGAUGAUAUUUUUCCAAACGAAAAAAGACAUAAGGGGAAGAGUGGCCUUGUUUUGUGUUUUUGCCAGUCUCUCGAGUGUCUGGCUUCAUGAAGGCGACCUGGUUCUCCAGACUGCUUUCACCUUUGGCCUGUUGUGGGGUCACCUGUCUCUCGCGCAAGCUCUGGAAAGCUUUGCUGUGCAUGUAUGGAAGCACCGAGAGGGAAAAAGACAAGCAAGGUCACAGCAGCGUUAGGAAGAUAGUUUGGCUUCGUGGACCCCUCCAAAGGGCCUUGGGGAUCCCCGGGGCCCGGACCAAAGGCUGUUGAGAACCACUGAUCUCGAGUUUUCCCCUUAUUAUAACUGGUAACCCCCAUUGAUGGUGGUCACCGUCGACCAGGACUAUCCCUGUGUCGGCCGAACCUGGAGAGCUGGGCAGGACUGGGAGGCGGGGGGCGGGAGCAGAGGUCCCGGAGACCCUCUGGCUGUUGAGGGCGGGCACUGUGUCUGCGUUGACCCCUGUCGCUCCCAGGGCCCAGCAGAGUCGCCAGCACGUGGCGGGUGCUCACGCAGAUUUGUGGAAGGAGCGGAGGAGGGGCGUGGUCUUGGCGUGGUCCCCACCUCCGCCUCCUCCUCCUCCGAGGUCGGGAGAGCUCACAUGGGAGCCUCUUGUAAGUGUAGGCCCCUCUCAUCCGGGGUCAGAAAGAGGCCAGUUCACAACCGUGGGCUGCUUGGACCCCCCGGCCCCGGCCUUUCCUCUUGGAGACUCUGAGCCUGGGAAGAUGGAGCGGGGUGCCAACGGGAGGCUCCAGGGUUCGUGUUUCCCAACUCGGGAUUGUAGUGAGCCUUGUCUCUGCCCAGAGUGGGUCCGCAGCGUGGAUGCUCGGUGGUGAACCGUGGCCAGUCCUGGAAGUAGAGGAUGAAUGAGACAGGGCUGAGGACAAAGGGACAAAGUCUGUGUGGUGCGAAGGGUCGGGGUGGCCUCUGUAGAGGGACCCUGAGACUUGUCAAGGCCUGUCUGUAGGCUGAGGGCGUGCAUAGCCAGGUGACUGGCAAGGGGGUUUGUCUUCUUAAAUAUGUGUAGUUGUUUUUUUUCUUUUCCUGCGGAAGAUUGGCCCUGAGCUAACAUCUGUUGUUAAUCUUCCUCUUUUUGCCUAAG
Equus caballus (horse) is the source of this 7749-nucleotide messenger RNA. It is a transcript of the gene MMD2, whose product is annotated as monocyte to macrophage differentiation associated 2. Gene Ontology annotation, cellular component: membrane. Gene Ontology annotation, molecular function: pore-forming activity. Lineage: Eukaryota; Metazoa; Chordata; Mammalia; Perissodactyla; Equidae. The record is from RefSeq and is a predicted model, not a curated record.